This is a messenger RNA of Branchiostoma belcheri (Belcher's lancelet), 558 nucleotides long. RefSeq lists its product as uncharacterized. Lineage: Eukaryota; Metazoa; Chordata; Leptocardii; Amphioxiformes; Branchiostomatidae. The transcript has 5 exons. The record is from RefSeq and is a predicted model, not a curated record.
AUGGCAGAGUCGGAGGAUCUCUGGCCUCCUACAGGUAUCCAUUUCACCUUUGAUGCUGCUCAGCGAAGGCUUAAGGGCUUAGAAGGCCACGUGUGCAGAGUUCACAUCAAGCACGUCAAAAAUUUGUGGCCGAAGCAGCCUGGCCCUAAUUUCCAGUCCAACGCAAUCGAUUCCGAGCGGCCCUAUCCACAGCAAGGAUGGCAGAGGUCAGCGCAGGUCAAGAGAACCAAGGAAUCAAGCACCAAUCUUGGCCUUGGCCCUCUGCAACUGAGAAGUAGUUUGAGAGAAGUUGAGUUGAUGUGUAGUUACGAGGCUCAUCAGCGUUAGCAGUGAUGUCUACCUGAGUACACCAUCUGGACACUCACUAUUACAGUCCGCCUGCCUUUAUCGGGGAUGGAAUACAGACGGGAUCAAACACAAAUCUCGCGAUGCUUAAACAAUGGUGCGUUUCGGCGGGCCGGGUCAUUCCUGAGUCAGCAGAAUGUGUUUUUAAUGGCGGCCGUUUCUCUCCCGUCAUGUCCCCGCCGCUUGCGAUUUACGACCCACUUACAAAAUUAG